AUGUCAAAGUUAAAGGAGAUUCAGAAUCAGGCGACAUUCGCUUGGAGUCCAUUGGUGGAUCGUGCUGACUUGAUUGCAGCUGGAACUGUCACUGGUACGAUUGGUGCAGACUUUGAUACAACAUCCAAGAUUGAGUUGUACUCGAUGGAUAUCACCAAUGCCUCACCACAGAUGACUCUAAAGGGUUCGGUCAGCGCUCCAAACAGAUUCAACAAGAUCGUUUGGUUGCCUGCCCAUGCCGACCAGACCAAUGGCCUAAUCAUUGGUGGUAUGGAGAGUGGUGCUAUUAGUAUUUGGAAUCCAUCAAAGAUAUUGGAAGGAUCAGAUGACGCACUGAUUGGAACUGGACAGAAGCAUAAUGGACCAGUACAAGCAUUGGACUUUAACAUUUACCAACCAAACUUGAUUGCUUCAGGAGGUUCUGAUUCAGAGUUGUUCAUUUGGGAUUUGUCCAAUCCAUCAUCGCCAUCAGCAUAUACACCAGGCACCAAGGUUGCCAACGCCAGCGACAUCACCUCAAUCUCAUGGAACAGAAAGGUUCAACAUAUUAUUGCCACAGGAUGUUACAAUGGUACAACAGUGGUUUGGGAUUUGAAGGCAAAGAAGUCGAUCAUCAACUUCACCGACAGAAAUAGAAAGUGCAAAACUAGAUCAUUGCUCUGGAAUCCAAACGAGGCCACUAGCAUCGUCACAGCGUCAGAGGACGACGACUACCCCGUCAUCCAGACAUGGGAUCUCAGAAACAAUACUGCACCCCUCAAGACUUUGGAGGGCCACCGUCGUGGCAUCUGGGGCAUGUCAUGGUGUCCAAGCGACAGCAGCCUAUUGCUGUCCACUGGCAAGGACAACCGCACCCUUUGCUGGAACAUCGACAAGGGUGAGAUGCUGUGCGAGAUCGAGUCGACUGGCGAUGCUUCCACAUGGAGCUUCGACGUCCAGUGGUCGCCACGCAUCCCUGCCGUCUUUGCCACAUCGUCAUUCGGUGGAAACAUCAACGCCUACUCGAUGCAGGACGUCAGCGCCCGCAACGUUCAAGCGAGCGCCAACUCGCUCGGAGUCGUCGAGCCCCAGGCCGCACCAGUCUUUAAGCACACCCCAUCCUGGUUGCGCCGUCCCGUCGGUGCCGCCUUUGGCUUUGGUGGCAAGAUCGCAGUGUUUGGCCGCAAGAAGCCAACUGCCGGAGGCAGUCCACAGGUUGGCGCUUCGACCCCAGUGGCCGGCCAGCGCGUCAUCCGCAUCUCCAAGGUGGUGACCGAUGUCGACCUGCAACAGAGAACACAGCGUCUGGAGAGUGUGUUGAAGACACGCGAGUACGAGCAGUUCUGUGACGAGAAGAUUGCUGCAUCGUCCACACCAGAGGAGCGCGCUACUUGGGGCUUCCUCAAGGUGCUCUUUGACGAGUCCAGCAGGAAGAAGAUCCUCAACUAUCUUGGCCACGACGUCGAGACCACCAAGCAGGAGCUCCAAUCAUUCCUUAAGACUCUGCCAGAGCUCAAGCUCACUGGAGACAAGCAGCAACCAAAGCAGGAGCAGGAGCAGCCACAACAAGAUGGCGACCAACAACAGCAACAGGAGGGCGCCGAGACGACAGAGACAUCCAAUGGUGAGAAGAAGGACGUAUUCAAUCUGUUCAAGUCCUCUACAGAUGAGUUCCCAUCAGACUUUGUCAAGACACUUAAUGUGACACCAAUCGAGUUCCCUGCUGAGGGUGACGAGAAGCAGAUCACCAAGUCACUGCUAAUUGGCGACUUUUCGACGGCGGUCGAGUGCUGCCUGCGUCUGGGACGCAUGGCUGACGCACUGAUUCUGGCGUCGUGCGGCAGCACCGAGCUCUGGAAGAAGACACAGCAGGCCUACUUUGAGAUUGAGCAGCGCGCAUUCACCCGCGUGCUUAGCUGCAUUGCCCGCGAGGACUUUGCCACACUUGUGCAGACCACCGAUCUGAAGGACUGGCGCUCAACCCUGUCGGUGCUGUGCACCUACGGCACUGAGGAGAACUUUAAGUCUCUGGCCGGCGUGCUGGGAGACCGUCUGGACGCCGCCAACGACACAGAGGGCGCCACACUCUGCUACAUCUGUGCCUGCGACAUUGACAAGACCGUCAACAUCUGGACGCGCUCGCAACACGGCAAGGAGUCGAACAACCGCGACCUCUUAAACCUCAUCGAAAAGGUGUCCAUCUUUAGAAGCGCUACCAACUCGAUCACACUCUCCAACGACACCUUGGCAACCAAGUACUCGAGAUACGCCGAGAUCCUGGCGUCGCAGGGCGACCUGUCCGACUCGUUGCGUUACCUCUCUGCACUCAGCUCGUCGCACCCAACCACCGAUGUGUCUGGUGCCGUUCUCCUGGACCGUGUCUAUCGCUCGGCCACAAACGUCCAAGGCAUUGCACAGCCACAAUUCCCCUUCCAGGUGGUCCCAGUCUAUCCCUCUGGCGGCGCACCAAGACCACAACAGGUACCACAACAGAACAUUCAGAACCAAGGUCAAUUUGGUCAGCAUCCACCACACCCACAACAACAGCAGUUCAACAAGCCUCCAGCCUUUGGCAACCAACCACCAAUGCCUUUCGUUGGACAUCAACCACAGACACACAACUUCAACCCUUCACUGCCAGGCGUCAAUCACAUGCCACCCCAGCCAAUGGCUCACCAACAACAACCAGUCCAUCCCAUUACACACCAUGUACCACCACCUCCCACAUCUCACAACGUCGCUCCGCCAUCAAUGCACUCUGUUCCACCACCACAACACCAGCCACAUGUCCAGCCACCACAAACAUCGCACGUCCAUCCACCAAUGACCCACAACGUGCCUCCAUCAGUCGGUGGCAUGCCCCCAAUGCCAACUGCACCAACCACCAAUCAGUUCAUGAACCCAACUCCACCACUCAUGUCGCAGCAUCCAACAGCACCACCUCCCAUGAUGGGCGGCGGCCAGUUUGCCGCGCCACCUCCAUCGAUGGGCCACGUCGGACACCCACCAAUGACAACGAACCAGGUCGUCCCACCAUCGCAACAAAUGCCACCAUCACCCGUCCACGCUGUGCCACCUCCCCACUCACCACCCCAAGCAUCCACUCCACCUCCCCCAGUUUCCGCCGUGGCGCCACUCAGUGCUGCCAGACCCGGUGGCGAGGCUUUCCCACAGCCACCACCCAAGCCCAACGUGCACAACAUCCAGGCCACCAACCUGGAGCCAGCAGUCGCUGCAGAUAUGACCGCCAAGAUUACCCAGCUGACCGACUUGCUCAACUCGUCACUGCAGAACCUCUUGAGUCGUGGCGCCAACAAGCAGAAAUGGGAGGAUGCCAGCAAGCGUGUGCAGACACUCAUUGCCAAGAUGGCCAAGAACGAGCUGUCGCCACUGGCCAUCCAGGCGUUGGAGGGCGUGAUCAUCUCGAUCUCCCAGGGCGAGUUCAGCACGGCCAGCAACAAAUACAUACAGAUUACAUCGACAUCCUACUGGAACGAGAUCGGAUCACAGGCAAUGGUUGGACUGAAGCGUAUCAUCGAUUUGGGCAUGAAGCCAAACUAA
Molecule: messenger RNA, 3540 nt
Organism: Acytostelium subglobosum LB1
Lineage: Eukaryota; Evosea; Eumycetozoa; Acytosteliales; Acytosteliaceae
Exons: 4
Coding region: 1-3540 (1179 amino acids)
Biological process (GO): intracellular protein transport; endoplasmic reticulum organization; COPII-coated vesicle cargo loading
Cellular component (GO): COPII vesicle coat; endoplasmic reticulum exit site
Molecular function (GO): structural molecule activity; protein binding
Source: RefSeq, a predicted model, not a curated record